GAUGUUUUAUUGUUCAGUCAGAUCUAUGGAGCAGAUAUUGAGAUGAAGGUCAAACCAGGAGACAACAUCACUCUUCACUGUGACCGUCCUUUAACUCGUGGUCUGGGCAUAAUGUGGAUAAAAAACAGUUCUUAUGAAUUUCAACCCUCUCUCAUGAUAGAUUAUCGGAAAAUGAAUAAAGAGACCAUCAGUCGUUUCAGUUUUCCUAAAAACUCCAACAUUAGUUCUUUUGAUCUACACAUUACUAACAUCACAGUCUUUGAUCUGGGACUUCACUACUGUGCUGAAUAUGAGAAAAAGUUCAAAGACGACGAAAAAGGCAUGUACCUAUUUGAAGUGUACUAUUAUGGAAACCAAACAACUCGUCUUUCUCUCGCUGUAACUUCAUGUUCUGCAGACUUCAACAACACAGUCUCUCCUCCUCCUGUAUCAGACUGUAUCCUCAGCUGGAUGCUGCUGGUCAGUGUUUGUGUUGUGUGUUUUCUCAUCUGCUUCAUCUGUGUCUACUGCUUCUGUAAGAGAAAAACAACAGGUCUUGAGAGUGCAAAGAUGCUCACAGCAAAUGUUAUGAAGAUGGAUUCGACAGAGAAACAUCAAUGUUUGAUGAGUAAGACUGGAAAGGUCUGUCUUCAUACUGAAGUCACUUAUAGACUCCUGCCAUCUGUACAUCGCUAAUAAAAGAUGUGAAUCUCUCUCAGUUUAUGUAAACUCAGCUUUUGGCAGUAGAAACUGCUUACACUUUACGGCACUCGAUUUGUACUGAGCUAUCUCACCUAUACUUAAACAUGAACCACAUUUAGGUACAAAUACAUAAACUACCAAACAAGGAAUAUACAGUAUAGUAAACAACUUAUUUACAUUUUUUUGUGAAUUACCACAAAUAUCAUUGAAAUGUUUUU
Messenger RNA from Misgurnus anguillicaudatus (oriental weatherfish), 899 nucleotides. Lineage: Eukaryota; Metazoa; Chordata; Actinopteri; Cypriniformes; Cobitidae. The record is from RefSeq and is a predicted model, not a curated record.